CGGGCUAUAAAAGAGAGGGCUGUGCAUCCUUAUGCAGAGCUUGAUGCGCAUGUGUUUGUGCAUUUUUUUUGUUUCUGUAAACACAGCGUGUCAGCUUCACAUGCGUGCUGCCGAUGCUCACGUCCCUCAGUGAUGGAGUAUAGCAUCAGAGGAAGCCUUUACAGAGCAAAGCCCAUUGGCCUGUUUUUUAUGUGAGACCACGGGAACGUCAAGCUGAAUGCAGCGCUCGUCAGGCAGCCGCUUUUCCUGGCCUUCCUCCUCCCUCUCAUCUCCUCCUCCUCCUCCUCCUCCUCCACCACGGCGGUAAUCCUUGCUGACACAACGCACAAAGGACUAAAUGCUGGCUGCAUCCUCCAGCAGCAAGACACUCUCCUCUUCCUUCAGCUCUGAUCCUCUACAGCCUGUUUGUCUGUACACUACAGCAGGAUGCUGGUUCUCAGGAUGUAGGAGCUGCUUCCUCUCCUUCCUGUUUUUGUCGGUCUCUGUGUUCACCCUGCCGCACAUCACUAUACCAACAGUCACCCCUGAUCUGUUCCCGGAAACAACCCUUGUGCCGUCCUUACCAGCAGUACCAUCGGCACGAGCCGGCUCUGCACCUCAGAAGCCCCGGAGGCGCAGCAGCAGCAGACGUGACAGCGUUGCCAGGCCUCAGACGUUGCCCUCAGCCUGUCGGCCAGGCCCCAAAAGAGGCAGCAUGGAGGUAGGCAUGCGUGUUGUGCGCGGCCUGGACUGGAAAUGGGGAAACCAAGAUGACGGCGAGGGCCACGUGGGUACUGUGGUGGAGAUCGGGCGUCAGGGCAGCACUACAACUCCAGACAAGACGGUGGUGGUGCAGUGGGACAGCGGCACGAGAACCAACUACCGUACUGGCUACCAGGGUGCCUAUGACCUGCUGCUUUAUGAUAACGCUCAGAUUGGGGUGCGUCACUCCAAUAUCAUCUGUGACAGCUGCAAGAAGCAUGGAAUCAUGGGAAUGCGAUGGAAGUGCAAGGUGUGCUUCGAUUACGACCUGUGCACCCAGUGUUACAUGAACAACAAGCAUGACCUGAGCCAUGCUUUCGAGCGUUACGAGACGGCACACUCCCAGCCGGUGAGCCUGGCACCGAGGCAGAACCUCCCACGAAUCAUCCUCAAAGGAAUCUUCCAGGGGGUUAAAGUGGUUCGUGGACCAGACUGGGACUGGGGCAACCAAGAUGGUGGGGAGGGUAAGGUUGGGAAGGUAGUGGACAUUCGUGGCUGGGACAACGAGUCUGGUCGCAGCGUGGCCAGUGUCACCUGGUCAAAUGGCACCACUAAUGUUUACCGAAUGGGCCACAAGGGCAAGGUAGACCUCAAAUAUGUGACAGAUGGCCAGGGAGGCUUCUAUUACAAAGAUCACCUACCAAAGCUUGGAGAGCACGCAGAGCUGCAGCGUCAGGAGAGUGCAGACGGCCAUUCUUUCCAGCAGGGUGACAAGGUCAAAUGUCUGUUGGAGGUGGACAUCCUACGACAGAUGCAGGAGGGUCACGGAGGGUGGAACCCCAAAAUGGCAGAGUACAUUUGCCGGAUUGGGACGGUUCACAGAAUCACUGACCGAGGAGAUGUCAGAGUCCAGUACAGCAACAAUAUCCGCUGGACUUUCCAUCCUGGGGCACUCACCAAGGUGAACACGUUUGGAGUUGGGGAAUUAGUGAGAGUAUUGGAGGACAUGGAGAGCGUGAAGAGACUGCAGGCUGGCCAUGGAGAAUGGACAGACAGCAUGACUCCUGUGCUGGGCCAGGUCGGCAAAGUGUUGAAAGUAUAUGCAGAUGGUGACCUACGGGUGGCAUUUGGAGGCCAGACAUGGACAUUUAACCCAGCGUGCCUCUCAGCCCAACCCGUGGAGGUGGAUGCCAACCUCAUGACGGCCGAGAACCCCAACGAAUCUGGAAGUACUGUCAUCUCAGUGCUGGAGAAGCUGCUCUCUCAGUCCACAGAGCAAGACAAUCCCAGUCGGCUAGUCAUUGAGGCAGCGCAUGGCAGUGCCAGCAAGGUGCGGGAGCUGGUGCAGAAGUAUCCUGACAAGGUGGAUAUCAAGAACCAAGGCAAGACUGCGCUGCAGGUUGCUGCUCACCAAGGCCACAUGGAGGUGGUGAAGGCCCUGCUGCAGGCAAACGGCUCAGUUGAGGUCAAAGAUGAAGAUGGAGACACGGCAUUGCACUACACUGCUUUUGGUAAUCAGGCGGAGAUCGCACGGCUGCUGUUGAGUAAGGGGGCAAAUGUCAACCUCCUGAACAACUCCAUGUGCACGGCGCUCCACAUCGCCGUCAACAAGGGCUUCACUGACGUGGUGCGGGUACUAACUGAACAUUCUGCUGAUGUCAAUCUCCAGGAUUCAUACGGGGACACGCCGCUCCACGACGCCAUUGCUAAAGAUUUCCGCAAUAUCAUUGAGAUCCUGUCCGUGGUGCCCAACAUUGAUUUCACCCAGCAGAACCACAGAGGCUUCAACCUGCUGCACCAUGCUGCCCUCAAAGGAAACAAACUGGCCACAGAAAAGAUCCUGGCCCGAGCACGGCAGCUGGUCGAUGUGAAAAAAGAGGACGGCUUCUCUGCGCUGCAUCUGGCGGCUCUCAACAACCACAAAGAUGUCGCGGAGAUCCUCAUCAAGGAGGGGCGCUGUGACAUUAACAUCCGAAACAACCGCAACCAGACGCCGCUUCAGCUGGCAGUGACGCAGGGCCACACAGAGUUGGUGCAGCUGCUGGUGGACGAGGGCGCUGACGUCAACAUGGAGGACGAGGACGGUGACACGGCCAUGCACGUGGCCCUCCUCCGCCCGCAGCUGGCCAACGUUAUGCUCAGCCCAUCCGUAGGUACCAGCAGCAGCGAGGAGAGCAGCGACGGAUGUUCCUCCACGUCUCUGUACUGCAGGCUGAACGCUACAGGUGUUCUGGGGAGUACGGAGCUGAGCAUAGGCACAGCUGUCGCCUGUUUUCUAGCGAUGGAAGGUGCUGACAUCAGCUACGCCAACCACAAGGGCAAGAGUCCUCUGGACUUGGUGGCAGACAGCACCAUGCUGCAGCUCAUCAAGAGCUUUUCUGAGAAGCACAGGUUGCAGCGCCUGCAGGCCAUCACAUGUGGACAGGGCCUGAGCAGCGCCAGCCUGCGGCGGGUCCACACGACGCCCAACACCAUGACCAACCUGGUUCUACCAACGCCGCCCGGGCCCAGCGAAUGCCUCAUCUGCUCCGAGCUGGCUCUUCUGGUUCUCUUCUGCCCCUGCCAGCACAGUGUGGCCUGUGAAGAAUGUGCCCAUCGCAUGAAGAAGUGCAUCAAAUGCCAGGUCACAAUCACCAAGAAAAUUAGGCAAGACCAAACGGAGGUGGACUGCAGCCCCGGCACCGAGAACUCAGAGCAGCACAACCUGCUCGAACAACUGCAGUCCCGCUACCGUCAGAUGGAGGAGAGGAUGACCUGCCCCAUCUGCAUCGACAACCACAUCAAGCUGGUCUUCCAGUGCGGGCACGCCUCCUGCAUCGACUGCAGCGCCGCGCUUAAGACCUGCCCGAUCUGCCGGCAGACCAUCCGCGAGCGGAUCCAGCUGUUUGUCUGAGCUUCUCUCUCCGCUCAGUCCAGAGAAUAGUGAAGGGGGGCGUCGGAGAGAAGCGAGGCUGGGGAUGGGCAGUGGGCAGCUGUUAUUUUGGACACCCCCAGUAACCCCAACCAUCCCCUUGGAUAAGCCCACAGGCUGCUUGACUAUCAGAUGCUGUAUUAAAACACUGAGAGACCACCUUGUGUUCGGAGUAGCUUUCAUCGAGCAGCGCAGGCAGGAACGUGUCUAUUAAUUUAAUUCGAUUUUCAGCUCCAGGACAGAUGUUUAGCUGAGUCCGAGUCAAAGUCACGAGGCGACGCCGCUGCUUUGAUUGGCAAGCUGGGAGGGUAAAAAAACGCCCCUCCCCUCACUCACUACUUCUUUUCCUCACUCCCACCCAGCCUCUGCCUCGUGUAAUCUGUCCUCUCUUUGCUGCUUUAAGUGGAUGUCUGUCCCAUCAUCCUCUCUGGCUCUCUGGCCACAUCUGUUUACAAGGCUGCGCAGAAAUCACUUCUCAUCUUGCUCCUCAGCCUGUCCUGUGAAUUAUGUUUGCUCUCAUUUGUAUCAGUCUCUUAAUAAUCAGUGUUAGUCUCUGCAGAGGGAGUUGGUAUAACUAAAGGCUCUCUAUAUAAUCCCCAACCAAUUGUCUGUAUGCAAGGGGAAAUACACACUGUAUAUGCAUGAACAUAUGCAUAUUGCAAAGCUGAAAAUGACCGUGUCGUCAUGGGUGAUUUGUUGUCGUCGUCGUUUUCUUUCUCUCUGCUUACAUUCGUGGUUUUUAACGUACCUACGAGUACAGGUGUGUAUUUAUGUGUGAAAGGUGGUAUUACUUAGUAACGUCCUUUUUCGGCCAAAAGGUUUUUGGAUUCUACUGAAGUUCACCCCCAAGCCUCUACUCAGGGUAUCAAAUCAUUGAAAGCACUUGGAAUAUCCAUACAGAAUUAAAGAGCCACCCCCAGAUGCAGACACACACACACACACACACACACACACACACACACACAGACUCUCAGACACACACACCACACACACAGAUACACAGCAUUAUAAAGCAACAGGUUACUGAAAGGAAAGGUUGGAGUUGGGCAUACUGACUAAGAACUGAAGUAGAAACACUUUGUCUAAAGUCACAGUUUCAUUCUCAUUAGUUAAACGAAUGUUUGCAACAAAGCUGAUGUUUUCCUCUGAAAAUACGAGGAGAAAAAAAAGUCCACCAAGCUUCCCAGAAGCACCAGUCGGCUUCAUUUCUGUGUUUCACUCUGUGUGUGGUGACCACUCAGUCUGUCUGUCACAUGGCUUGUGCGGAGAACCCAGCGAGCACACACUUUAACUGCUAUUUUGUUACCAAACCCACCAGAUGUAUUGUAAGAUCUAGAAUCAGAAGGGCAAAAACAUGGCGUAGUCGUGUCACUCGUGUAUUUCCUUCCACGUCUACCUUUGUAGUCCAGUCUUUUCAGAAGAAAGCCUCCCUUUCUCCUCUGGAGUUCUGGAUUGUAUAUCAUCCUGAUAUCCGUUCUUGGUGUGUUAACUUGAAGGGCUUAUGCAGAUAUAUAUAUAUAUAUAUGUAUAAAUCUUAAUUUAAUUUUUAUUUUCGGACAUAAACUUCCAGAGACACUUUUUUUUCUUCAUUAGAUCCCAAAUUUUGGGAGAGGCAAUGUUAAAAAGAUGUACAUUUGAAUGUUUUUUUUGGGAGGGGGGUAUAUCCGGUCUCACUCUGCCUUUCUUAUGUAUAAAGAAAAAAAAAAAGGUGACAGAGAAGGAGCUGGAGAAACCAAGGCGUACCACGACAUUUGCUUUGAGGAAAGAACUUUUUUUUUUUUUUUUAAAUCAGUGCCAAAUCGCAUGAGGAUGUGCAUGGGCAUGCACGCCCGAAAUUACCUAGACGCACUAUGCUAAACCCCUCUGAGCUCAAGCGAGGGUUCAGUUAUUCCAGCAGUGUGAAGUGAACUAAAAAAAAAAAAAGAAGCUAAUUUUCAUGUUUGUUUUUUUUUAGGUUAGAAUCAGAAAUAUUAUCACAGCACACUCGGUUACUGAUGUUAGCAGCUGAGCUAAUGGUGUUAGCCUUUUAACUUUAGCUUACUGUUUUGAACCUCCUCGUGUUCUCAAAGAAACGUGAUGUUACACACUUAUGAAAUAUUAUCAGUCCCAUAUCGUUUGGAGCUUUUUACAAGUAUAUAUAUAUAUAUUUAUAUUUUGUGAGACAUUGUCAAUCAAGGGACACGUUUCUUACAGAAAUUUCAGCAUUUUAAGGAUUGUUGGUGUUUUAAGGUGAUGGGUUUACAGGCAAAGGCAAUAAUGUUCUAGAAAAAAAAGGGGAAGACGUUUGAGGUUUUUUGUUUCUUUUUGUUUUUUUAAGGAGGUCGCUGUGAGGGCGGGAAACAAUUUAUGUAUAAAAAUUAUAUUAAAGCAGCAGUUGUUACUAUUGGUGUUUGUACAUUUCAGCUCUUGGAGUUCUGAUGUUGGCCUUACUGUCCAUUCCUCCUCUGUUGAUGUUUUUUCAGUUGUAUUCUGUACAAAAAUAUUUUGCAAUAAAUAUGGAACUGUUUUCUAAGGA
Molecule: messenger RNA, 6107 nt
Organism: Oreochromis niloticus (Nile tilapia)
Lineage: Eukaryota; Metazoa; Chordata; Actinopteri; Cichliformes; Cichlidae
Gene: mib2
Product: MIB E3 ubiquitin protein ligase 2
Exons: 20
Coding region: 338-3574 (1078 amino acids)
Biological process (GO): protein ubiquitination
Cellular component (GO): cytoplasm
Molecular function (GO): ubiquitin-protein transferase activity; zinc ion binding; protein binding
Source: RefSeq, a predicted model, not a curated record